Molecule: messenger RNA, 693 nt
Organism: Plasmopara halstedii
Lineage: Eukaryota; Oomycota; Peronosporomycetes; Peronosporales; Peronosporaceae
Product: ribonuclease
Exons: 3
Coding region: 1-693 (230 amino acids)
Biological process (GO): RNA catabolic process
Cellular component (GO): extracellular region
Molecular function (GO): RNA binding; ribonuclease T2 activity
Source: RefSeq, a predicted model, not a curated record
AUGUCUUCUAACGUCUCGGUUUAUGAUGCAACGAUCACUACAUUCAACCCUCAAGUAUUUGAUUUGUAUAUCUUAGCACAGAGUUGGCAACCAACGUUUUGUUCUGGAAAAGAAGCUCAAUAUCCUGGUUGUCGUAACCCUGAAACAUAUUGGGAAACUCAUUUAACACUUCAUGGUUUAUGGCCUGAAGAAUCGAAUCAUGUACCUCCAAGUUUUUGUUCUCGUGAAGCAUUUGAUGCGAAAUUGAUUGAACAUACAAUUGGAAUGAAGACAUUACAUGAAUUUUGGCCUGAUGUUAAAGUUUCGGAAACUUCGGACGAAUAUGCCGAGUUUUGGAAACAUGAAUGGACUCGACAUGGUACAUGUUCAGGUUUAAGUCAAGUUGAUUACUUUACUCAAGCUAUAAAUCUCGAAAGGAAUGACACGCUUGCACCAACUCCUGAAUUUGUACAACAACAUGUUGGAAAAGAAGUGAAUGUGAAUGAGUUACGUCAAGCAUUUGGUGACGCUGCUUUGAAAUGUCAACAUUCACACACUCAUUCAAUCAUGUUCUCACAAGUUUUUACAUGCUGGCAAAAGAAUGCACAGAAUAUUCCAACGCAUCGCUGUAAGAUUAAGAUUCGAUUAUAUUCUUCUACGUUUCUAAACAAGACAAAAGGUGUGUUGAAACGCGUGUUUAUUCAUAUUGCGUGA